UUUUUUCUCCUUUUUCCUAGCCCCCUCUUUUGUAUCCCAUAAAACUCUCCUUAUUUCUUUUUUCUUCUUCUUAAAAAAAAGGUAAAUCUAUAUCAACAUUUUUUUGCUUUUUCUUUCUUUAUGAACUCAACAAUGAAAAAUAUGGAAGGUGAUAAAACGAGACGUAAAAGACUCAAAGUCGUUAGUGCCUGUGGAGAAUGUCGCAGAAAAAAAACUAAAUGCAAUGGAGAAAAGCCCUGUGCUGGAUGUUUAAAGGCACGUGUAGAGUGUAAAUAUGUAAACUCAAACAAGUCAACACCAACGACAACGACAACCACUACCAUCAAUUCUGCAAUGGCUGUCAGCUCAAACAGCAAUGUGACUGAAGACCAUUUUAACAAACUUGUUUUAAAACCCUCUGUUGUCAGCCCUACAACCUAUAUGGAUAACAAUACGCUUAGCUCGAUUGAAUCUAUUGAGGAGCGCCUUAGGGCAAUUGAAAACAUUCUACGGGCUCUACUCGGUUCCGGAAAAAACAAGCACUUAUUGCAAGGAUUACAACAACAAAGAUCGGAACCCAUUAUUACUCCUAAUUUUGAACCGUCGGCCAACUCCGGUAAACUACCACAUUCCUCUUCUCUACUGGUUCAUUCCGAUACUACUACUACUACUACUGCUACUACUACUACUGCUACUACUUUAUGCGGGGAUAUGUAUUCUUCUCCUCGUCCAGUACAUGCUCCUCAUGUCCAAAAUAGGCUCAUACCACGGGAAAAGAGGCAGCGGCAUGAAGAAGAUGAAGAAGGUGGGACAGAAAAUAAGAGUAAAAGAAUGAUGACUCGGAAUGAUUUCGGUCACGGGUAUUGUUCUUCAUCAUCCCAUUUUAACAGCGAUAAGCUUCAGCUUGCACCUAUUAAAAUAAUCAAUCAUACGCCUACUAUCCGAAACUUGUUGAACAAUGAAGAAAAUGGUAAUCAUAAGCCACGCUGGUAUCCUUCUAGUAAGGUAGAAUCAUCAUCGUCAUCAUCAUCACCACCACUACCUAAUAUUGCUACUUCUAAUUCAUCCUCUGCGUUCUUUCGUAUUUCUUCUGCUCGAUUUCCAAACGAUAUCAUUGCUAAUAAUACUAAUAAUAAUAAUUCUGCUCCUACAGCAGCUGGAACUUCUUGAUUACACACAAUAAUAAAUUAUUUAUUAUGUCUUUGUACACUCCU
Messenger RNA from Gilbertella persicaria, 1193 nucleotides. RefSeq lists its product as uncharacterized. Gene Ontology annotation, cellular component: nucleus. Gene Ontology annotation, biological process: positive regulation of transcription by RNA polymerase II. The coding region runs from base 121 to 1149 and encodes 342 amino acids. The transcript has a single exon. The record is from RefSeq and is a predicted model, not a curated record. Gene Ontology annotation, molecular function: DNA-binding transcription factor activity, RNA polymerase II-specific; zinc ion binding; sequence-specific DNA binding. Lineage: Eukaryota; Fungi; Mucoromycota; Mucoromycetes; Mucorales; Choanephoraceae.